GCGUUGCAUUACCUUCCUCUUCUUAAGUUUUCCUUCAACCGCGCUUUCAUCAAUUCUCUCUCUCUUUCUCCCUCUCCUCUCUGAAUUCGAUUCGUGUAUGCAACCGGAUUUGCUCUGUUUCUUCCCGCGAUCCAUCUCUUCCCGGAUUGGUGGUUGUUUCGUAUUCUUGAAUUUCGGUUUAGAAUAACGAAAAGGCAGAAUUUUGGAUCGUUUGUUGGGUUCUGUUGUUGAAUUCGGGUGUUGGGUAUAUAAUUAUAUAUAAAUAUAUAUUGUGAAAGGGGGAGGGGAUUUCUUUCAGGAUGAAGGUGAAAGGCGAGAUUGUUGGGUAUAAGGGUGUGGUGGAAGAGGAGGAGAGAAGGGAGGAAAUGGAGGAGAUUGUGGCGGUGCCUAAGAAGUACACGGUGGUCGGAGGGUUUCCCCAGACACACCCCAUGAAGGUGGUGGUGGUGGGGUAUGCUCUCACUUCCAAGAAAAUUAAGAGCUUUUUGCAGCCCAAGCUUGAAGGUUUAGCUAGAAACAAGGGAAUAUUAUUUGUUGCUAUAGAUGAAAGCAGGCCUCUUGCAGACCAGGGUCCUUUUGAUAUUGUGCUCCAUAAGUUAACCGGAAAGAAGUGGCAGAGUAUACUUGAGGACUAUAGGAUGAAACAUCCAGACGUCACAGUCCUUGAUCCUCCAGAUGCAAUAAAGCACGUAUACAAUCGUCAAUCCAUGCUUCAAGAUGUCGCAGCCUUGAAGUUUUCAGAUGCAUAUGGAAAAGUUUGCGUUCCCAGGCAGUUGGUUAUUGAGGAUGAUCCUUCCUCGAUCCCCGCAGCUGUGAGUAAAGCUCAGCUGAGAUUUCCUCUUGUUGCAAAGCCGUUGGUUGCAAAAUCACACGAGUUAUCACUGGCCUAUGACGAACUUUCCCUUCAGAUACUUGAACCGCCACUUGUGCUGCAAGAAUUUAUCAACCAUGGCGGUGUCAUGUUUAAGGUUUAUAUUGUCGGGGAAGCAAUUACGGUGGUCAGACGAUUUUCAUUACCUGAUGUCUCUAGACGCGAGUUAUCGAAGAAUGCUGGUGUGUUUCGCUUUCCUAGGGUUUCUUGUGCAGCUGCCUCCGCAGAUGAUGCAGACUUAGACCCUCGCGUUGCUGAACUCCCUCCACGUCCGUUGCUUGAGAGACUUGCUAGGGAGCUUCGUCGUCGACUGGGCCUUCGGCUCUUCAACCUGGAUAUUAUUAGAGAGCACGGAACCAAGGACCGGUAUUAUGUUAUAGAUAUCAAUUAUUUUCCAGGAUACGGGAAAAUGCCAGAAUACGAACACGUGUUUACGGAUUUUCUCCUCAGCCUGGUGAAGCACAAGUAGUAAGUAAGGUGGUUCUGGCCAGAAUAAGAUAGAUGGCAGCACGACGAGAGAGAGACAAUGCAACAAGGCCGCUACAAGCAACAGGGGCACUAGUAUACGUCUAACAUAAGAGCGGGGAGUUUCAGAAGCUGGUUCGAAACACGUGCAGAAAAAACAAAAUGGAAGCGCGUUUGAUCACUGCAGAGGCCCAAUGGAUCCUUGUUCAGAAGCGAUGAAUUUCGUUCCCUAUAUUCAAGUUCGAUCUCCUCACUAGCUCUGUUCUUCAUGUUUUGUCCAUUUAUCCCCUUUUCUUGUCUUCUACCAUUCCCAUUCUUUUUUUGGCUUAAGGGGGGGAGGAUUUGUCUGCAAAUUUUAGCUCUCUUUGGUAUUUGUCUAAGUAGGUGGAUUCACAAAGCAAAGCAAGCUUAGUCCCUUGUAAAUUCCCUUUUGUUUACUCUGUAUCUGAGAGUGCAAAUGGUUGUAUUGACUUUGUAAAUCCCCUUUUCUUCAGAAUAAAAUGUCCAUUUUUCCUUCU
Molecule: messenger RNA, 1854 nt
Organism: Ipomoea nil (Japanese morning glory)
Lineage: Eukaryota; Viridiplantae; Streptophyta; Magnoliopsida; Solanales; Convolvulaceae
Product: inositol-tetrakisphosphate 1-kinase 3-like
Exons: 10
Coding region: 300-1340 (346 amino acids)
Biological process (GO): inositol trisphosphate metabolic process
Cellular component (GO): cytoplasm
Molecular function (GO): inositol-3,4,5,6-tetrakisphosphate 1-kinase activity; magnesium ion binding; inositol-1,3,4-trisphosphate 6-kinase activity
Source: RefSeq, a predicted model, not a curated record